Messenger RNA from Mesocestoides corti, 642 nucleotides. Lineage: Eukaryota; Metazoa; Platyhelminthes; Cestoda; Cyclophyllidea; Mesocestoididae. The record is from the annotation of a GenBank genome assembly.
AUGGACGCAUUCUCUGUCUUUAUGAUUAUUCUACAUUGUUAUCUGUGCGUUUCUAAAGCCGAUGAGAAACUCUCGCCAGCGUCACCUUCAUACCAACCUUGCUCUGAGGUUAGCUCUGCUAACGUGCAUUGUAUUUUCAACUCAACCUGCCGCUACGGACAAACCGUUGAUGUUGCUUGCAAGUCAUUGGUUCCUUGCCAAUUCAGCGAUGGUGCAAAAGACUCAAUCCACUUUCGCAAAGCCACAUGUCGUUAUUGUCAUCAACUGACGAAUGAGACCGACUUUAUUUGCAAGCCAUCAAAGAGUGACUGUACGCAACCGGGAGUAGCACGAAGUUUUUAUGUGGCCGAAUGUCGCGCUCAACCGUCGGUAAUCUGCAUGGGUAGAAAAGAGUUCCUGCGGAUGCGUCCAUGUACGCGAAAAUCAGGAAAAAGUUAUGUAACCACAGUAAUACUCAGCCUUUUCUUAGGAGGACUCGGUGCGGAUAGAUUUUACUUGGGAAUGUGGCGAGAGGGCCUAGGCAAGUUGUUUACAUUUGGUGGGCUGGGUGUUUGGAGUGUAAUCGACUUCAUACUUAUUUUUGUUGGAUACAUCUGUCCGCCUGAUGAUAUGGCCUAUUGGGGUACUGUUCCACCAGAUUGA